Archocentrus centrarchus (flier cichlid) is the source of this 1849-nucleotide messenger RNA. RefSeq names its product potassium channel subfamily K member 13-like. The record is from RefSeq and is a predicted model, not a curated record. Gene Ontology annotation, cellular component: plasma membrane. The transcript is spliced from 3 exons. Bases 259 to 1503 code for a protein of 414 amino acids. Gene Ontology annotation, molecular function: outward rectifier potassium channel activity; potassium ion leak channel activity. Gene Ontology annotation, biological process: potassium ion transmembrane transport; stabilization of membrane potential. Lineage: Eukaryota; Metazoa; Chordata; Actinopteri; Cichliformes; Cichlidae.
AUGAAGUCGUUUGAGAACGCGCCUGGCUGAACAGUUUGAACCUGGGCUGCAAACAGAAGCUCACGAGCACAAUGCCAAAUCCGCGUCACUGGAAGACCUGAUUCAACAAUUUCUCUCGCUGCGGAUCUUUCUGUGAUAACCUUCUGUCAUGUGAGCUUUUCUUCCGAGGACUGCGUGUUUCUUUUUUUUUUUUUCGUUCGAGACCACCAUGCUACGGGUCCCUGGCUGCAGCUGCACCACGGCGACAACGGCAACAUAAUGGCAUGCAGGAGCGGCUGCUGCUGCGGCUCCGGUCCAAUAAACGAAGAUAACGCGCGGUUCCUGCUGCUGGCAUUGUUCAUUGUUAUUUAUCUCCUGUGUGGGGCCGCCGUCUUCUCAGCGCUGGAGCACCCAAAAGAGCGAGAGGCGAAGGAGCGCUGGGCGCAGAGGUUCGAACAUUUCAGCCAGAAGUACAACCUGAGUAAGAAAGACCUGAAUAACUUCCUGAGGAACUACGAGGAGGCGAACGUAGCGGGGAUCCGCGUGGACGCAAUCAGACCUCGAUGGGACUUCACCGGCGCUUUUUACUUCGUAGGAACUGUGGUAUCAACCAUUGGGUUUGGGAUGACGACCCCUGCCACCAUUGGAGGAAAAGUCUUCCUGAUGUUUUAUGGCCUUCUUGGCUGUGCAGCCACCAUCCUGUUCUUCAACCUAUUUUUGGAGCGUGUCAUCACCGUCAUUGCCUUUGUCCUUAAGUCCUGCUACGAAAGGCGCCGUAACAAAGCCGUGCUCCCACAAAAUGGACGUCAAGUCUCUGAUGGAGGUGGUGCAGGAGGGGAACUUGCAGGCUGGAAGCCCUCAGUCUAUUGCGUUAUGCUCAUUCUAGGAGCAGCGGCCAUUUUGGUGUCCUGCUGUGCCUCACUGAUGUACUCAGCAGCUGAGGGCUGGGGCUACCUGGACUCGCUUUACUUCUGCUUUGUGGCCUUCAGCACUAUUGGGUUUGGAGAUAUGGUGAGCAGUCAGCGAGUUGCCUACGAAGGCCAUGCUACAGCCGCAUACAGGCUGGGCAACUUCUUCUUCAUCCUGACCGGCGUCUGCUGCAUCUACUCCCUGUUCAACGUCAUCUCCAUUGUCAUCAAGCAGGUGCUCAACUGGCUGCUGAGGAGGCUGGAAGGCCCCUGUCGCUGCUGUUUCCCUAGGAGGGGUCACCACCGGCACCCCCGUCGGAAUGUGGUGGCCCCAGGCCACCUCCGUGCCCGCAGAGACCCAUCAAUUGAGACAGAUGCCAUUAACGAGAGCGAGACCGAUACUGGGCGCAGGUUGUCUGGAGAAAUGAUUUCCAUGAGGGACUUCUUAGCAGCCAACAAGGUGAACUUGGCCAUUAUGCAAAAGCAGCUUUCGGAGAUGGCAGUCGGGAACCAGCGCCAGUCCAGCUCCAGUUCACGUCAGAACGGCUUCUCGGGAGGGGUGGGCGCCCUGGGCAUCAUGAACAACCGACUGGCUGAGACUAGCGUGGAUAGAUAGGGGGGGCGGGGGACGUGUGAGACCCUUUUAAAGGAAGCAAAAGAAGCACGAGAAUGACAUUGAUGACAUUGACAAGCUUUGGUGUAUAAGAAUGAAGGCUAACCCCCAGCACCUCCGGCUUAGACAGAAACCAUCUCGGCCCACCUUCCUGUCAAGAACUUGGCUUGAUGAAAGAUGUACGACAGCGUGCUGGAUUCCCCACAUCUGGACCGGGCUCAGCGUGCUGGAAUGUUCCCCUGUGAGGAAUCCAGUUUCCAUGGUGAUAAAAAAAAAAAAGCCUUGUAUCUAAGCUUUAAAACCUGAUGCACUACAUGCUGCUUCACACCAACCCGCAACUUUCACUCAC